This is a messenger RNA of Solanum verrucosum, 360 nucleotides long. Its product is annotated as ethylene-responsive transcription factor 4-like. The record is from RefSeq and is a predicted model, not a curated record. The transcript has 2 exons. Gene Ontology annotation, biological process: regulation of DNA-templated transcription. Gene Ontology annotation, molecular function: DNA-binding transcription factor activity; DNA binding. Bases 1 to 360 code for a protein of 119 amino acids. NCBI's taxonomy places the organism in Eukaryota, Viridiplantae, Streptophyta, Magnoliopsida, Solanales, Solanaceae.
AUGGCGGUGAAUGUGGCUGGAGGUGUUGAUAAGGAGGUGCAUUAUCAAGGCGUUCGGAAGAGGCAUUGGGGUAGAUACACCGAGGAGAUCAGAGAUCCGUCGAAAAAAAUAUGUGUUUGGCUAGGUACGUUUUAUACGACUGCGGAGGCAGUAGAAGCAUAUGAUACGGCUGCUAUUAAAUUUCCUGGAAAGAAUGCGAAAACAGAUUUUUUGAUUCCGGUGCCGCCAAUGAAUUCACCUCCAAGUCGAAAGAGUACCGUUGAUUCUCCAAAUGGGGCGAUGGCGGUGAUGCCUGUUGAAUCACCGCCGUGUUCCGCCACUGAAUCAGUGUUGCUUUUUAGAUUGUUUUCAAUGAGAUGA